Messenger RNA from Miscanthus lutarioriparius, 3258 nucleotides. The record is from the annotation of a GenBank genome assembly. Lineage: Eukaryota; Viridiplantae; Streptophyta; Magnoliopsida; Poales; Poaceae.
AUGCCGCUAUGGAACCUAGUCGCCGCUGCCGCCGCGGCCGCGGCGCUCCGGCCUCCGGCGGCCACAGCUGCAGCUUCUCUUGCGCCGUCCCAUCCAUUACACUGCCCUUUCCCAGCUCAGCGACUGCCCCGUUUUGCUGCCUCCCGGCCUUCAUGGGUCCUUUCUAGCGGUGUCGAGGAUACAUUCAGCUUGUUCAUCCUAUUUGCCUGCUUCGUCACUGCUUUUGCUGGAUCUGAUAUAAAGAAUCUAUAUGCUCUGAAGGAUGAACUCGUUGAAUCAAAGCAAUUCCUUUGGGACUGGUUCGAUACAGAAACUCCUCCAUGCAUGUGGUCACAUAUCACUUGUGUGGACAAUGCUGUUGCAGCCAUUGAUUUGUCAUAUAUGCCGCUCCAUGUUCCUUUCCCAUUAUGCAUCACGGCAUUCCAGUCACUUGUUCGUCUCAACUUAAGUAGGUGUGAUUUAUUCGGUGAGAUUCCAGAAGCCUUGGGAAAUUUGACGCAUCUCCAGUACCUGGACUUGAGCAGCAACCAGCUUACUGGGAUCGUGCCUUACACAUUAUAUGAUUUGAAGAUGCUGAAAGAAAUACUGUUAGACAGAAACAGCUUGUCUGGACAAUUGAUCCCUGCCAUUGCUAAGCUUCAGCAACUCGCUAAGUUAACCAUAUCCAAGAACAACAUCUCUGGACAACUUCCUCAAGAGAUGGGCAGUCUGAAGGACCUAGAGGUCCUGGACUUUCACCAGAACUGCUUCAAUGGAUCAAUACCAGAAGCAUUAGGCAACCUGUCUCAGCUCUUCUACCUUGAUGCAAGCAAGAAUCAGCUCACUGGAUCAAUAUUUCCAGGAAUAAGCACAUUGUUGAACCUGCUGACACUUGAAUUAUCUUCAAAUUUUUUGGCGGGGCCAAUACCUAAGGAGAUUUCUCGCCUGGAAAAUCUAGAGAGCUUGGUUCUGGGGUCCAACAAUUUCACUGGAAGCAUUCCAAAGGAGAUUGGUAACCUGAAGAAGCUAAGAAAACUCAUUCUCUCUAAAUGCAACUUAUCAGGCACCAUCCCUUGGUCAAUUGGUGGUCUUAAAAGCCUACAGGAAUUUGAUAUAUCAGAUAACAACUUCAAUUCAGAACUCCCAGCAUCUAUUGGUGAGCUGGGAAAUCUGACUGUCCUGGUUGCAAUGAGAGCAAAGCUCAUAGGCAGCAUACCAGAAGAACUUGGUAACUGCAAGAAGCUUACUCACCUGCGUCUGUCCUUCAAUGCCUUCACUGGUUGUAUGCCCAAAGAACUUGCAGGUUUAGAAGCUAUUGUCCGUUUUGAGGUGGAAGGUAACAAUCUGUCAGGUCAUAUUGCUGAUUGGAUUCAAAACUGGGGAAAUGUUGUAUCUAUAAGACUGGGAAAUAACAAGUUCAAUGGUUCUAUACCUCCUGGCAUAUGUCAAGCCAACUCGCUUCAGUCACUCGACUUGAAUUUUAACAAUCUGACAGGGAGUAUCAAGGAGACAUUUAUGAGGUGCAGGAACCUUACUCAACUGAAUUUGCAAGGCAACCAUUUCCAUGGUGAGAUACCAGAAUACUUGGCUGAGUUACCGCUCACAAUUCUGCAAUUGCGCUACAACAAUUUUACAGGAGCCUUGCCUGCCAAGUUGUUUAAUUCAUCAACAAUUUUGGAGAUAGAUCUCAGCUAUAAUAAGCUCACUGGCUGUAUUCCUGAGAGCAUUGGUGAGCUCCGCGGCUUGCAGAGGUUGCGGAUGAGCAGUAACUGCUUGGAAGGACCAAUCCCGCCGGCGAUAGGUGCUCUAAAGAAUUUGAAUGAAAUUUGUCUUGAUGGGAAUAGACUAUCUGGGAACAUCCCGCAAGAGCUCUUCAACUGCAGAAACCUAGUCAAGCUAAACCUGAGCUCUAAUAAUCUGAACGGAACCAUCUCGAGAUCCAUAUCUCAAUUGACUUCACUCACUGGCUUGGUUUUGUCUCACAACCAACUCUCUGGUUCCAUUCCUGCUGAGAUAUGUGGGGGAUUCACGAAUCCAUCUCACCCUGAAUCAGACAAGACCCUGAACCUUCUGGAUGUCAGUAACAACAACCUCUCUGGUAAAAUCCCGUCAUCUUGUACUGGGUUUGAAGGAUCAUCGAGCCAACUGAUCUUGUUCAAUGCAAGCAGUAACCAUUUCUCAGGGAGCCUAGAUGGAUCUAUCUUAAAUUUUGCACAUUUGUCUUCUCUUGAUAUCCACAACAAUAGCCUCAACGGGAGCUUGCCAGCAGCACUGUCCAAUCUCAGUUUGUACUACCUUGAUGUCUCAAAGAAUGAUUUCAGUGGUGCCAUCCCUUGUGGUAUGUGCAAUCUAUCUAACAUUACGUUUGUCGAUUUCUCUGGUAAAAUUAUUGGCAUGCGUAGCUUCUCAGAUUGUGCAGCAUCAGGCAUUUGUGCUGCUAAUAGUACCAGUACCAAUCAUGUGGAGGUUCAUAUACCUCAUGGAGUUGUAAUAGCACUGAUCAUUAGUGGCGCCAUUCUCAUUGUGGUUCUUCUUGUGGUUUUUGUGACAUGGAUGAUGUUGACAAACAGGUCAUUACCUCUUGUAUCUGCCAGUGAAUCCAAGGCUACAAUUGAGCUUGAGCCAACCUCCAGUAAAGAGCUCCUAGGAAAAAAGUCAAGGGAACCUCUGAGCAUCAAUCUUUCUACAUUUGAGCAUGGACUGCUGAGGGUUACCAUGGAUGAUAUCCUGAAAGCUACCAAUAAUUUCAGCGAGGUGCACAUCAUAGGCCAUGGUGGGUUUGGGACUGUCUAUGAAGCAGCAUUCCCUGAAGGACAGAGGGUCGCUAUCAAGAGGCUUCAUGGUAGCUACCAGUUCCUUGGUGACCGUCAAUUCCUUGCUGAGAUGGAGACCAUUGGAAAGGUGAAGCAUCAUAACCUUGUUCCCCUAGUUGGCUACUGCGCUCGUGGUGAUGAGCGUUUCCUGAUCUAUGAAUACAUGCAUCAUGGGAGCCUUGAGACGUGGCUGAGGAACCAUGAAAAUACACCUGAAACAAUUGGAUGGCGUGAACGCCUCAGGAUCUGCCUCGGUUCUGCUAAUGGACUCAUGUUCCUCCACCAUGGCUUUGUGCCCCAUAUCAUCCAUCGGGACAUGAAGUCAAGCAACAUUCUAUUGGAUGAGAACAUGGAGCCGAGGAUCUCUGACUUUGGCCUUGCAAGGAUAAUCAGUGCCUAUGACACCCAUGUUAGCACCACCGCCUCUCUGCACGCUUUUGGUUACAUUCCCCAGAAUAUGCGCUGA